Messenger RNA from Propithecus coquereli (Coquerel's sifaka), 3438 nucleotides. It is a transcript of the gene B4GALNT4, whose product is annotated as beta-1,4-N-acetyl-galactosaminyl transferase 4. The transcript has 20 exons. NCBI's taxonomy places the organism in Eukaryota, Metazoa, Chordata, Mammalia, Primates, Indriidae. Gene Ontology annotation, cellular component: Golgi cisterna membrane. Gene Ontology annotation, molecular function: acetylgalactosaminyltransferase activity. The record is from RefSeq and is a predicted model, not a curated record. Bases 1 to 3120 code for a protein of 1039 amino acids.
AUGCCGUGGUUCCCGGUGAAGAAGGUCCGCAAACAGAUGAAGCUGCUGCUGCUGCUGCUGCUGCUCACCUGCGCCGCGUGGCUCACGUACGUGCACCUGAGCCUGGCGCGCCAGGGCCGCGCGCUGCGCCAGCGGCCGGGCUACGGGCGAGACGGCGAGAAGCUGACCAGUGUGACUGACGGCCAGGGUGUCCGGGCCGCACCGUCCACACAGAGGGCUGAAGACUCCAGCGAGAGUCUGGAGGAGGAGCAGGCGCCCGAAGGCCAGGACCCAAACAUGCUGUUUCUGGCGGCAGCUGGGAGGCCGCCCCCCCUGAACCUCACCCGUCAGACACCCCCAUGGCGGGAGGAGUACAAGGGGCAGGUGAACCUGCACGUGUUCGAGGACUGGUGUGGGGGCGCCGUGGGCCACCUGAGAAGGAAUCUGCACUUCCCGCUGUUCCCUCACAUUCGCACCACCGUGAAGAAGUUGGCCGUGUCCCCCAAGUGGAAGAACUAUGGGCUCCGGAUUUUCGGCUUCAUCCACCCAGCGAGAGAUGGCGACGUCCAGUUCUCGGUGGCUUCAGAUGACAACUCUGAGUUCUGGCUGAGCCCGGACGAGAGCCCGGUGGCCGCUCAGCUUGUGGCCUUUGUGGGCAAGACCGGCUCUGAGUGGACGGCACCUGGAGAAUUCACCAAGUUCAGCUCCCAGGUGUCCAAGCCCAGGCGGCUCAUGGCCUCCCGGAGGUACUACUUCGAGGUGCUGCACAAGCAGGACGACCGAGGCUCGGACCACGUGGAAGUGGGUUGGCGCGCUUUCCUGCCCGGCCUGAAGUUCGAGGUCAUUGGCUCUGCGCACAUCUCCCUGUACACAGACGAGUCCACCCUGAAGAUGGACCACGUGGCCCAUGUCCCCCAGUCUCCAGCCAGCCACGUGGGCGGGCAUCUGCCGCAGGAGGAGCCCAGCGUAGACAUGCUGCGGCCAGACCCCAGGGAUACCUUCUUCCUCACUCCUCGGAUGGAGCCCUCGAGCCUGGAGGACGUGCUGGAGCCCUGCGCCUAUGCCCCCACCUACGUGGUCAAGGACUUCCCCAUCGCCAGAUACCAGGGACUGCAAUUUGUGUACCUCUCCUUCGUUUACCCCAACGACCACACCCGCCUCACUCACAUGGAGACGGACAACAAGUGCUUCUACCGCGAGUCUCCACUGUACCUGGAAAGGUUUGGGUUCUAUAAAUACAUGAAGAUGGACGAGGAGGAGGGGGAGGAAGAUGACGAGGAGGAGGUGCAGCGCAGAGCCUUCCUCUUCCUCAACCCUGAUGACUUCCUGGACGAGGGGGAGCUGCUCGACAGUCUGGAGCUGACGGAGCCGUCCCCACCGCAGAGCGGCCGCCUGUCCCCCGCUCCUGUGGCCCCCACUGAGGCCAGAGCCACCCCUGCCCAGCCAGCACCUCCCAGCCCCCAGGACGAGCGGGACCGGCGGCACUCCCGGGCCCUGAGCUGGGCUGCCCGGGCCACCCGCACCUUGCCUCUCUUCUUGGGCCGAGCUCCGCCCCCCCGCCGGCCUGCAGCCCAGCAGCCACCUCCAAAGGUGUAUGUGACCAGGGUGCGGCCAGGACAGCGGGCAUCCCCCCAGGCCCCUGCGCCGCGCAGCCGGCGCUGGUCUCACUUCCCUGGCACCUUCCUGCGCCCCAGGCCUCUGCCCAGAGUUCAGCUGCGGGCGCCCCCGCGCCCACCCCGGCCCCAAGGCCGCAGGACCGGCGGCCCCCAGGCCCCACGGCUGCGACCCCCAGCCCGGGUACAGGCCUCCCAGGAGGGCUGGGAGGGCCAGGCAGGCACGCUGGGACCCGUGGUGCCCACAGUGGACUCGAACUCCUCGUCUGAAACACGGCCUGUGACCUCCUUCCUGAGCUUGUCCCAGGUGUCCAGGCCACAGCUGCCCGGGGAGGGCGAGGAGGAAGAGGAAGGGGAGGAUGAUGGGGCCCCCGGCGACGAGGCUGCGUCAGAGGACAGUGAGGAGGCUGCUGGCCGGCCCCUCGGCCGCUGGCGGGAAGACGCCAUUGACUGGCAGCGCACGUUCAGCGUGGGCGCCGUGGACUUCGAGCUGCUGCGCUCCGACUGGAACGACCUGCGAUGCAACGUGUCUGGGAACCUGCAGCUGCCUGAGGCUGAGGCCGUGGACGUGGUGGCCCAGUACAUGGAGCGGCUCAACGCUCGCCAUGGAGGGCGCUUUGCGCUUCUGCGCAUCGUGAACGUGGAGAAGCGCCGGGACUCCGCGCGGGGGAGCCGCUUCCUGCUGGAGCUGGAGCUGCAGGAGCGCGGGGGCGGCCGCCUGCGCCUGUCCGAGUACGUUUUCCUGCGACUGCCUGGGGCCCGCGUCGGGGACGCGGAGGGAGAAAGUCCCGAGCCCAUGCCCGCCGCCUCCGCGCGCCCCGACGGCCACCCGGAGCUCUGCCGGCCACUGCGCCUGGCCUGGCGCCAGGACGUGAUGGUGCACUUCAUCGUGCCAGUGAAGAACCAGGCGCGCUGGGUGGCACAGUUCCUGGCGGACAUGGCCGCGCUGCACGCGCGCACCGGGGACGCGCACUUCAGCGUGGUCCUGGUGGAUUUCGAGAGCGAGGACAUGGAUGUGGAGCGGGCCCUGCGCGCGGCACGGCUGCCCCGGUACCAGUACCUGAGGCGAACUGGAAACUUCGAGCGCUCCGCCGGGCUGCAAGCUGGAGUGGACUCGGUGGAGGACGCCAGCAGCAUCGUUUUCCUCUGCGACUUGCACAUCCACUUCCCGCCCGGCAUCUUGGACGGCAUCCGCAAGCACUGCGUGGAGGGCAGGCUGGCCUUCGCACCCGUGGUCAUGCGCCUGGGCUGCGGGAGCUCCCCGGCGGACCCGCACGGCUACUGGGAGGUGAACGGCUUUGGCCUCUUCGGGAUUUACAAGUCAGACUUUGACCGGGUUGGAGGAAUGAACACUGAGGAGUUCCGAGACCGGUGGGGGGGCGAGGACUGGGAGCUGCUGGACAGGGUCCUGCAGGCAGGGCUGGAGGUGGAGCGGCUCCGACUGCGUAACUUCUAUCACUACUUCCACUCCAGGAGAGGCAUGUGGGGCACACGCAGCAGGGGGGGGGCCCGUGAGGCUGGAUCCUGAAGACAGGUGACCCCUCCUGACCGGCUAGAUUCCUGGGGCUGCUCUGAGCCCCGACCCAGGGCCCCGGCAGGGCUCACCCUAGGGGCGCAGCCACCACCUGUGCCCACCCCUCUCUGGCCUUCCGGGGGCCCCCUGCUCCACGCCCCUCCCCAGAGAGGCAGCCUUCACAGCAGGUGGGGGCCUGGCCUUGGUCCCCACACUCCGCGAUGAUUUCUGUGAAAUUUUGCCGUAGCGAUGACAUUGUUUUCAGGAUUUCCGAGAGUUCUGUCUGUUCCGUUUUUUAUUCAGAAUGAAAUGAAAUAUUUUUUUUAGUUCUGA